ACUAAUAAAACAAACUAGAUUUUGGGGAAAUCCGUAAUCGGCCGAAGUGUUCCGAAUGCUGCCAAACAACAUUACCCGACCGGAACCGCUAGAUGGCUACACGUAUUUCCUGUCCACCUGGCUGUAUUAUGUUGACAUUUUUUUCUGUUAAGAUUUGCAAAAGUUAUCUAUUAAGUAUUUAGAUUUUUAGAUUAAUAUGAAUGAGCGAAAAACAGGCAGUGCUUAGAUGGUUUAGCAGUGGAACUCCAAAUAAUUAUUGCAUCAAGACGGGACGACUGACAUAGAUUUUCAAUUGCAAGUGGUCAAGUAAUCAACAUCAUCGUCAUUGAACAUGGCAAGAUUGGCUAAACUGCUGAUGCGAAAAACAUUUAUUUUAAAGCUAGGAUUGUGCAUAGCAAUUUUGCUAUUAAUAGGACCUUAUUUUUUCCAUCUUUAUGAUGAAUCAAGUGAUCACAAAUCGCCUGUAAAGAAAAGUGGAUCAUUGCUUACUUUUAAGAAGAAACAUGAUCAAAUUGUGCCUGAUUUGAAACAGGAAAAUGUAAUACCCCAACCCAACUUAAAUGGUGACAUUCCAAGUCAUGAUGAAAACAAAGAAGGGCCUGUAGCCAUUAUGAAGAAGGGGAUCGUUGGCAACUAUGAACCCAAAGAAUCAGAGGGAAGAUCAGGACCAGGAGAAUAUGGGGAGCCAGUGUAUACCACAAUGGAAGAAAAGAGCCGAGCUCAGCAAUCUGAGCGGGAGUAUGGCUUCAACAUGGUCAACAGCGAUAAGAUUGCCAUGGACCGGGCAAUUCCUGAUACCAGAAUGGAGGAAUGUAAAUACUGGUGGUAUCCGGAGAAACUGCCGACAGCCAGUGUUAUUCUGGCAUUCCACAAUGAAGGCUGGUCGACACUUGUCCGCACAGUGCACAGCAUCGUCAACACAUCUCCACCACAGCUCCUCAAAGAAGUGAUCAUGGUGGACGAUUUCAGUGACAAAGCUGACCUUAAAGGAAAACUUGAAGAAUACGUAAAAAGAUUUAAUGGAAAAGUAAAGAUUACCAGAAAUCCAGAGAGACUUGGUUUAAUACAGACUCGAACUCGAGGCGCCGAAGUUUCGACUGGUGAUGUUAUUGUGUUCUUGGAUGCUCACUGCGAGUGCAACAGGAACUGGUUACCUCCCUUGUUGACACGUAUUCUUCACAACAGGAGGACAAUGGCUGUUCCAAUAGUGGAUGGAAUUGACUGGGACAAUUUCCGGUAUCAUCCGGUAUACACGACAAAUCAUCACCGUGGUAUUUUUGAGUGGGGCUUUCUCUACAAGGAGAGCCAGGUGCCACAGAAGGAGCUCUCCACGAGAACCUACAACAGUGAGCCCUAUAAAUCCCCUACACAUGCAGGAGGUUUGUUUGCAAUGGACAGGAAAUAUUUCUUUGAGCUUGGGGCUUAUGAUCCAGGCAUGCAGAUAUGGGGAGGCGAAAACUAUGAACUCUCAUUUAAGAUUUGGCAAUGUGGUGGUGUGAUAGAGUGGGUCCCCUGCUCAAGAGUGGGCCAUAUUUACAGAAAUCAUAUGCCUUAUGGUUUUGGAAAAGUUAGUCACAAAAUUCCAGUUAUUCUACUGAAUUAUAUGCGGGUCGUCGAAGUUUGGCUGGAUGAUGAAUACAAAGAAUAUUUCUACACCCGAGAGCCCACCAUACGAGGAUAUCCUAUAGGAGAUCUCACAAAACAGCUAGCAUUCAAGAAAGAUAACAACUGUAAAAGCUUUAAGUGGUUUAUGGAAAAUGUGGCAUAUGAAGUCUUUGACAGAUUUCCACCACUGCCACCAAACAAGGCAUGGGGGGAGGUCCAAGAGAAACAUGGUCAGCGCUGCUGGGAUGUCAUUGGUCAGGGUGUGAAUGGGGGCCCUAUUGGGGUAUACUACUGUCAUCAUGGUGGAGGAAAUCAGUUAUUCAGAAUAAACACCAAAGGUCAGAUAGGUUAUGGAGAGCGAUGUAUUGAAUCAGACAAUGGUGAUACGUUGCAUAUUCACUUCUGUGAUGUCCAACCCACUGGACCUUGGAAUUAUGAUGAGAACACUGGACUGAUUCGCAACAAAGAUCACAACAAGUGUGUAGAGAUUGGAAAAGAUGAGCGACUUCAUUUACAGCCAUGUGACCCAGCUUCAAAAACACAGCAGUAUGUUGUUAAUGAAAUAUUUCCAUGGAAAAGAUAAUACUGUUUGUUAGUUCUACAAAGUUUUUACAAGUAUAUUGUUUGCUUAAACCUUAUCACCAAAAAAUAUCCAGACAAAUUUGUUCAGGUCUAAUGUUUCCUAGGUGGGUUUUUUUUCACUAUAAUAUUUAAUUUAAAAAAAGUAAAAAGUGCCAACUAAUUCACUGCUAAAAUUGUUAGUAAGACUUAACAGCAAAUAAUGUUUUUUUUAAAGAGUGACAUCUCUUUUGUUCUGUUAUACAGGGGUGGGAAUUCUCCUUGGAUCAGCUGUUUUCCUCAUGGAACAUUGCGUUUGCUCACAUUUUAAUCGUCCUUUCCUCAAAAAUGUGUCGGAUGGCACAGAUUUUAACCUAGGAUUUCAAGAAUUUUCGGGACCCCUCGGGAUUUCCUCUUUUUUACAGUUCACCAAUUCCCACCCCUGGUUAUGACCUUUUUAAAAAUGAAACUAUUACUCAGAGAGUGAUUUCCAUUUCUCCAUCCUAUCUUAUUUGUUCAUUGUUACAAUUUAAAAUAGAUGGGUCUACAUGAUUUGAUAGAAGUCGUGGAAUGACAAUGAUCUGUCAUUUUGCCUUCAUAUUUUUACACAAAUUUAUAAUGUAUUAGUUUGAAUCUGGAAAAAUGGUAUUUUAAGAAGGCUUUUAUAAGUAAUUGUUGAUAUGAUGGUGCUGGUUUCGCGUUGAAACUGGGACUAUCUGAUUAUUUGAAUCUGGCACAUACAGAUAUACUUCAUUGUAUAAUAGACAAUGACAUCACUGAAAUUUCCUGCAUAUUGCUCGUGAGUUGUAUGUUUUAAAACACAUAAAAAUAACUUCUGUAAAUUAUUUGACAAUGUGGACUAUAUGACUAUUUCUGUUUCUCAGAGCUAAAAAAAUGUGGGCAGUAUGAAAUUCUCAUUUCAGGCAAACUGUACAAUUAAACAAAACCUAGUUGUGAGCUAUCCAGCUUAGCGGGAAAUAUGCAGGAAAUUACUGUAAAGUAUGUACGGUAACUAGUAUUACACCACUAAGACAGAUUUUUUUUUAUCUUCGUCCUUUUUAAUUUGGUGUGUAAUUUUGUGAUCAACAGUAACAGUUGUUUAAUAUGUUUUUGUUGUUGAUUUUUAUUUAGGGUAAAUGUUUCAGUAUCUUAUGAAAGAUUUUUUUUGCCUGGAGGUUUGUGUUUUGUUACUUUCUUUUACAUUUAAUGGUUCUGUAUUCAUUCUGUCAUUCCUGGAUUGCUUACAUUUUUAACCUUGAAUCUGAAUAAAUCACAAUUUAUUAAUAUUUUAAGGAACAAGUUUUAUCCAAGGUCUUGCUUGAAGUCAUUUCAAAUUCAAAAAUAGCUACCGUCAUGUACAUUUCAAAGAUAUUUGAAAUGUAUUUGACAUGUCUUCCAUAAAGAACACUGUAUUGUUCAGUUAUGUAUAUAGAACAUAUGAGAUGUAAAUAUUGAUUUAUUAAUAAAAAGUAUUAAUUAUGUGUUGUUGCCAAAGAGGAAGUAACUUUUAGUUGUAGGAAAUCAGAGAAGUUAUUGACGUUGAAACAAUACUAAAUUAAUUGGUGUUAAGACCUAAAAAAAAAAAAAAUCUAUGUUUCCGGGAAUGUGUUAGAAAAACAUUUGGUUAGGUAGGUUGGUUAUUUUAAAAAAUGUUGUCACCUUUAUAUUAAAUUUUUUUAAGGGAAAAAAAUUUAUAUUAAAUAUUGGAAAACAAAAUUAGGUUUGGCUCUUAUUUGUAGGUAGGGUCAAUUUCCCAGAAACAUACAGUUUUUUUAUUGAGGCCUAAACAGAUAUUUUUUUAUCUAGAAAUCUUAAAUAACCUUCCCUCAUUGCACCUUUGUUUAACACCCAAUAGCCAAUGUGUAUUUUUGUGCUGGGGUGUCAUUAAACAUUCAUUCAUUCAUUCAUUCAAUCUCUGUAUGUUUUGUUUUUUCACAAUGUGACUCAAGUAACAGUUUAUUGUGUAUGAUCAACUUGUAUUGUCAGAAUGCAAAUAUUAUAGUGAUUUUUGUUGUAAGUAGUGUUAGCUUGUUACUGAAACUUGCACACUGACAUUGCUAUAAGAAUUUUGUAUCGACAUUUACUAAAUUUGUAUUGAACAUAUCAUUUACAAGACACAACGGAAUGGAAGUGUUUCUUAGUUGUCUUACCUGUGUACUGUUUAUUUAUUGAAAUCCCCCUUUGAAAAACACUUGUCAUUUGUUGCCAUUGUUAAGAUGUUGCUGACUAACAAAAAUGUUUUUAUGUUUUUCUGUAUAAAUAUCAGUGGUUGUGUAUUAAAUGUGUUUCUGUUUAAAUCUUGCUGGCCUUUUUUGGGGGCCAAAAGUCCACUCAAGUCGCCAAGUUAAUAGCAGUAGUGAGAAGUCGAAAGUCAUAUUUGAUCUGUAACAGUACGUGAUAAAGCUAUACACAAAAUGUCAGCUCAAUAUCUCAAAACCUGCAAAAAACAUCCAGAAAACAUGUGGGAGAGAUGGAUGGACAGACAGACAGACAGACUGGUAGGGGACUACAAGAUAGGAGAAGUGACUUCUCCCUUCCCAGAAGAAAGGUGAGAAGUGUGAUAAAAAUAGGAGAAGUGAAAAUUUUGCCAUGUUCAGCUUUCAAUCUGAAAAAUUCCAAAUUAUACACUCUAUUCAAUCUUAAUUUUUCUAUGUAAAAUACUACUUCCGGUAAUAAAAUUUAAACCAAACAAUUGUAUGUUUCAUUAAAAACAUGAUAUUAUUAAGUAGUUGAUAAUGUGCCGUUAUGUUAAAAUGAAAAUAUUAAUUAGUAUUUUCUGGCAUUACUGUAAUUAAUGUGGUCAACGAUAAACAACACUUGACUAGUCACAGCAAACAACGCGACAUGUCGAUGUACAGUCUGGCACCAAAGAAAAAAUACUGUCCUGACAUAUGUCGACAAGGUGCCAAGUGAGCUGAUAAUAAACAAGUCAGAGUCUU
Molecule: messenger RNA, 5102 nt
Organism: Gigantopelta aegis
Lineage: Eukaryota; Metazoa; Mollusca; Gastropoda; Neomphalida; Peltospiridae
Product: N-acetylgalactosaminyltransferase 7-like
Exons: 12
Coding region: 332-2188 (618 amino acids)
Cellular component (GO): Golgi apparatus
Source: RefSeq, a predicted model, not a curated record